This is a messenger RNA of Lotus japonicus, 1454 nucleotides long. Its product is annotated as psbP domain-containing protein 6, chloroplastic. Bases 127 to 933 code for a protein of 268 amino acids. Gene Ontology annotation, biological process: photosynthesis. Lineage: Eukaryota; Viridiplantae; Streptophyta; Magnoliopsida; Fabales; Fabaceae. Gene Ontology annotation, cellular component: extrinsic component of membrane; photosystem II; photosystem II oxygen evolving complex. Gene Ontology annotation, molecular function: calcium ion binding. The transcript is spliced from 4 exons. The record is from RefSeq and is a predicted model, not a curated record.
AACAAGUGUCAUCCUCUAAAUACCAUCAUAUCAGAUAUUCUCAAUGGAUAAGAGACAGAGUGACUCAAUCAACACUGAACCUUCUCCCUUCAUACACUGCACAUUUUCACACCACUGAUCUCUGCAAUGUCUACCUCUCCAUUCACCUCCUUUCUCACACUCUCAACCCAGUCACCUUCAAAGCUCUCACCUGUUCGCACAUUCAGAGCCUCAGCUUCUUCUGACUCAGUUCCUGCAACAAGAAGCUACCAACUCAUACCACCCAGAAGAGAAUUCUUGAAGGGUAUUGCGUUGGGGGCACUUCCACUUGUUCUCCUCAGAGAAACACCACCACCUGCAGAAGCUAGAGACGUUGAAGUUGGCUCCUUCCUCCCACCUUCACCAGCAGACCCAUCUUUCGUUCUCUUCAAGGCUUCUCCUAAGGACACCCCUGCCCUUCGAGCAGGAAAUGUGCAGCCAUACCAGUUUAUUCUCCCCCCAACUUGGAAACAGACACGAAUAGCAAACAUAUUAUCUGGAAAUUACUGUCAGCCAAAAUGUGCUGAGCCUUGGGUGGAGGUUAAAUUUGAAGAUGAAAAACAAGGAAAAGUCCAGGUUGUGGCUUCACCUUUGAUACGCCUAACCAACAAACCAAAUGCAACAAUUGAGGACAUUGGGAGCCCAGACAAAGUGAUUGCAUCUCUUGGGCCAUUUGUCACCGGAAGCACGUAUGAUCCGGAUGAGCUUAUUGAGACUUCAGUUGAAAAGCUUGGUGAUCAGACGUACUACAAAUAUGCGCUUGAAACUCCAUAUGCUCUUACGGGUUCACAUAAUCUAGCAAAAGCAACAGCAAAGGGAAACACUGUUGUUUUGUUUGUGGCUAGUGCCAAUGACAAGCAGUGGCAAACUUCUCAGAAGACUCUAAAGGCCAUGCUUGAUUCCUUUGUGGUGUAGUUCUCUGUCAAAGGAAGGAAAGUCUCAUUACAGGCUAGCUGCUAAGUUGAUGGGAGUAUGAUAGGCAGAGUAUACCUGCUACACUCAGAAGUAAGCUUUUGAAGUCUACUCUAGACAACAUCAACGUCCACUUAAAUUUAAUGUAAUUUCAAUGUUCAAAAAUCAUACAGGCCAGAUUUUUUUUUGGGUAGGCAUACAGACCAGAUGUGUCUGACGGCAAUCAAGUUGAAGGAUUGUGAUGGAAGACAUGAACAAUGCCUGUUUGAUAACAUAAGAUAAAAUGCAGAAAUUGAUAUGAAAACGUGAAAGCAACUAAUAGCUCAUUAACUUGAAGCACAAUUACUUUUGAUGCAACUAUAAAACAAAGGGAUUUGAUUUUAAUACCACCCUCAUAGAUAUUUAUGUCAUUCCCUUCCGCACUUUAAUGUGCGGAAUGUAAAAUUUGUGUACCGCACUAUAAGUGUGGUUAUGUGAUUGAUUCUCGCACGUAUAAUUGCGGUGAAAUUGGAUGGCGAGAAAAU